Molecule: messenger RNA, 474 nt
Organism: Camellia sinensis
Lineage: Eukaryota; Viridiplantae; Streptophyta; Magnoliopsida; Ericales; Theaceae
Source: RefSeq, a predicted model, not a curated record
AUGGAGGAGAUGGAAGAGAUAGCUCAUGGGCUAGAGCUUAGCAAGGUUAACUUCAUAUGGGUUGUUAGGGUAGGUGAGAGAGGAAUGGUUGUAGAGGGUUGGGCUCCCCAGGUAAAGAUUCUAAGGCAUUCAAGCAUUGGUGGCUUUGUGACUCACUGUGGAUGGAAUUUUGUAUUGGAAAGCAUAGAGUUUGGUGUUCCAAUCAUGGCCAUGCCUAUGCAUCUUGACCAGCCAUUGAAUCCUAGGCUGAUUGAGGAGGUUGGUGUUGGUGUGGAGGUCAAGAGAGAUCAGACUGGUAGGCUUCAUAUAGAAGAGAUAGCAAGAGUUUUGAAAACGACAGUGGUGGAGCAGAAAAAUGGAAUAAGAAUCAAGAGGAAAGCAAGGGAGUUGAGUGAGAAGAUUACAAUGAAGAAAGAGGAAGAGAUAGAUGAGGUGGUGGGGGAGUUGGUUUCACUUUGUGGGAAGAGGAAAUAG